GACCUCUUUAAAUUGACUAGACGAGUAUACACGUGAUGGUCUUUAAUAUAUUUAUCGAAUUCAGAAAAUCAACUCAAAGCUGGAUCUUUCACAAUUUUUGUGAACGCGUCACAAAUAAACGAAUGUGUAUUUAAGUAAGACACUUAUCGUGUUACUCUAAUAUUUUUGUUACGAUCGUCAUGGAGUUAAUAUCUGAAGUGUUUGAACCGUUUCAAUUUUGGAAUAAUACGAUCCCCGCGGGAAGAAUUCCUCGGGAAGGUGGUGGACGAAAGAAAAUUUUUACACUGAAAGAAGUUGCUAGUCACGAUGAUAUUGAUGAUUGUUGGGUGAUAAUUUAUGAUCGGGUGUAUGAUUUAACCGAUUUUAUAAUGGAGCAUCCUGGUGGAUGGGAAGUAUUGAUUGAGAACGCCGGAAAAGACGCUACGAUUGCGUUUAGAGGAACUGGACAUAGUAAAUCUGCCGUGGAAAUGCUUGAAAAAUAUUAUAUUGGAGAUUUACCUAUUUCUGAAAGGAUAUUUAGGACGGUUAAUGGAUUUAAGUUGUCGGAUAUCCCCGAGUGAUGAUUUAUUCGUUCGAAAUUAUUUUUUUAUCCUAUUUAUUUCUAUAAAUUGUGUAAACGAUAAUUUUAUUUGGGUAUAAGAACAGUAUUAAUAAACACGUUUUUGAAAAAUCA
Messenger RNA from Onthophagus taurus, 673 nucleotides. Its product is annotated as cytochrome b5-like. Gene Ontology annotation, cellular component: membrane; intracellular membrane-bounded organelle. Lineage: Eukaryota; Metazoa; Arthropoda; Insecta; Coleoptera; Scarabaeidae. Gene Ontology annotation, molecular function: heme binding. The record is from RefSeq and is a predicted model, not a curated record.